Biomphalaria glabrata is the source of this 5597-nucleotide messenger RNA. RefSeq names its product mucin-5AC-like. NCBI's taxonomy places the organism in Eukaryota, Metazoa, Mollusca, Gastropoda, Planorbidae. The record is from RefSeq and is a predicted model, not a curated record. Bases 657 to 3812 code for a protein of 1051 amino acids. The transcript is spliced from 11 exons.
UGACAUAGAUAUUUUUUUUCUGUGUAUUGCUCUUACUCUUAGACUUGUCAAGUCUGUAAACUCGCAAAGCCGGAAAUAUCACCUUGUUUAGGUAAAAAUAACGGGUUGACCUGCUAAAGUAGAUCUGAUUAUAAGAAAUUCACAAGAAUAUUUUUGGAUGUCUUGAGGGAUAUGCCAGUACCAUAGAACCCAGUCUCUUUGGUUGCUUCCCCCUUAGCAGAGUCAACGACCCUGGUGAUGUGAAAGUUGAUUGCAACUUUUCCAUAAGUUCAACCUUACAUCUCUCUUCUCGGAAACUUGAAAAACUUAGACGUCGAAGGUGCUUUUUGAUUAAAGAAACGAAACCGGUAUUGUAGAUAGCAAGUGUUGGUUCUAUUGUUGAGUAAAUCUCUCGCCAUGACGCCGAGAUGAUUGUCAGUUCAAUUUGCAUUCCUUUGAGUUAGAGCGUGUUUGUGUAAACAUACAUUUCUUAGCCAUGUUAAGGAGGAUGGCUUAGACAGGGCGAGACAAACAGGUUCGUGCUAUGCUGUUUGUGUGUGUUUUUCUAAUACAUUUGAUCGUGACAAGCUGAAGAUGGUGUGAUCUAUUUCUGGAAUUGGAUAAAACUUCUGAGAAUCAACUAUUUCAAAGAAGGCAUCGCCGAGAAUAAUACUGUCAUGGCGUCUUUUAAGCCGGAAGUGGUUUCCAACGAGCAGUCUGACGAUGAUGAUAUCCGCGGGGACGGCAAGAAAAGAAAGUUCAAGCCCCUGUCCGCUGUCCGGCGGUUUUUCCGGCCGAAGAAGAAGAAAGAGGAUGCCGUGGUGGCAGUGAAGGCCAACUCGACCACUGCCAUACAGGAUGACGAUGACGACGAUGGAGGGUUUAAGAGUCACAAAGUCGCGCCUCUGGCUGGGGCCAGGAGUCUCUCCGAGGACAGCGUCUUCUCCACGGAAGCCAGGGAGUCCAUCAACAGGUUCCCCACCACCGCCGCCUCUGCCGAGAACAUCCCUAGGACGUCGUCGGCGUUCCAGAGUGAGCUCCUCACCAAACUCAACAAGAGGCGCUCCCUGUACUCUGACGACGAGCGGGAUGACGGCUUGCCCAAGAGCCCCGUGCCCCCCUUCAUCGCCGCCGAUGUGAGUUCCCUUAAGCCUGGUACAUCUGGUCAGAAACCUUUCACCAGAGACUCAGACCAAAGUCUAAUCAGUGUGGAUAGUUCAGAAAACGAAGAGGAUCUGUUUGGAGCAAGUAAUUGGAAAGGCAGAGUGGCUGCCAAAAAAACAUCUGACCAGAGGGCAUUGUCCAACAGUUCAGAUAGUGGCAUGGAUUCUAUAGACUUUGGCAGCAUACAAAAGACGGACAUUCUAAACAAUGCUGCCGCCAAAGCCAAGAUAUCUGUCAAACCCAAAGCACGCAAUCGACAGUCUAGGAAGAAAAGAGAUACACCAUCACCACUAACAUUACCUAGCCUGAAUGAAGAGUCCCCAACAAAGCAGGUUCCUGAAGAUACAAGCUUUGCACAAAAAAUUGCAACAUCAAGUUCUGUAGUGGAGCAACCAGAGAAAUCCCCAGUGAAAUCACCUGUGUCAGACUUACCAGCACAACCAUCACCCAAGCUGAGUAAAAAGAUUGAGCCUGAUGGCUUAAGGUUGAACCUGACUUCUCUAGGUACCAGCAGCAAAGGGGAUAAGGAUCUACCUGGGUCACCCGUAGCAGCCCCAAUUGUUGGAACUCCAUCUUCAAGCAAAGCCUCCACACCCUCCUCUCCAGGUCAUAGGUCAACUAUUUUAUUUAAACCUGGAGAGUCACAGGUCAGCAGCUCUUUGCUGACCAGCCCAACCAGCCCAAGUAUAAAGGCAUCCUCCGAAAUGAACAUCACUGAAAAGCCCAGCUUAGACAAAUUUUCCUCCAGCAGUCGUGGCAUUGACAAACUACCCCUAACCUUUCAGCAAGAAGAGUCAAUGGACAAACCAUCGCACACUCUUCAUCAAGGAGGGUCAGAUCUAAAUGAGGAUAAGCCAAACAUAGACCUAAAGUCAAGAAUGAGCCAGUUUGAAGCCAAAAGUCAUACUUCUGAACCUGCCCUGAAAAUUUCAGAUCCCAGCUCCAACAUAACAGUGUCACCUAAAGAAGAUUAUAAAAUCAAACGGCAGGUUCGCAGUAAAACUCUCCCUGGCACUUCUGAAGAGCAAGCAUCGCCACGUGUGCAGCGCACAAGUUCUCAUCGUAUCCCGAUGACAACCACCGGGUCCCUUGAGCAGCCUCUACAAAUGGGUCUUUCUUUGGCUUCAGAGAAAACACCUGACUCACCAACUGCUAGCUGUCCGCAGACACCGCCAGUGUCGUCCAGCGUGAAGAAACUAGAAAACUGGAGAUUCCCCUCACAGGAUCCUCAUGCCAUCUCUGAACCUCGCUGGAAAGAUAUCAUAAGAAAGAAGAAAGAAGAUGCUGAUGAUGCUGAGAGCUCUAAACACGCAGUCUCUGAUUUACUAAAGCAGAAGUCAGGCUUGGCUGCGGAUAAAAAAGUUGAAACAGUGUCAUUGAAACAAAAGGAUUUCACACCAGAAAAAAAGGUUGAAAUUAGCGCCAAUUCUUCUGAUGUGACAAUUGAGAAAUCUGUUUUAUCUAAAAAGGAAAGUUUAGAACUGGAUGUCUCAGAGUUAAAUUCUGUAAGGCUGAUGAAACCUAGUCAGGAAGGGAAGUUGUCCGCUACCGUUACAACCAAUUUGUCUAGUGCAACUGGUAUGGACAAAAAUAAGUUGUCUCAGGGUGCUGGUUCCUUGGAUAAAGAGGAAACAGCCAAGCCCAGUACUAAAGACAUUAGGGGCAUCUUUGGAGGUAGUGUCAGAGACUCAUUUACAAAGUCAAGUGAGAUCUCGUACAAUCGACCUGGAAGUGUUAAAACACCUGCUUCUGUUUCCGCGUCUCUGGGAUAUAAAAUGCUAGCAUCGCAGGGUUCUUCCAAGUCCUUGAAACCUGAUGUGCCUUUGAAUGUAAAGCAGGAUUCUAUUUCAUCCUCUGCGGCACAGGCUCUGAGCUCAGCCUCCUCAUCUGUGACUACUACUCCUCCUACUUCCUCAACGACCUCUUCUUCCCAAACGGUAACUGCACCAGCGGCAGCGGUCAAACCUAUAACUAGUGUUCAAUCUGCCAAGGGUUCUACAAGCUUUGCGUUCCCCCCUAAGCCUGUUAGCACGCCUGUCUCUAAGCCCGCCAGCUCGCCUGUCUCUAAGCCCGCCACCUCGCCUCUUUCUCCCACCCAGCCUGCUUUCCAUAGUGUCAAGCCUUUUGGUGUUGGUAUCAAACCUUUAGCCUCUGACCCUUCACCUGCUGUGUCUACACCCUCAACAUUUGUGCCUACGUCAGUGUCAUCCUCCUCUUCUGUUGAUGCACCUGCACCCUCUGCCACUCACAUCACUUCUACUCGCCCACAUUCCUCUUUCACCACAUCCGCCACUCCCAAACCUCAAGUGUCAAGCGCAUCAGUUCCCGCACUUCCGCCAAAGUCUAUGCUGCACACCAAACCGGUGGACAGCAAAGUGGUCCUUGAAGAGAAGAAGCCAGAACCUACUUCUAAUGUUCCAGCCUGGCGGGCCAACCUCAAGAAUGAUGCCUCAAAGAAGGAAGUGAAAAUAGAAAUCAUAGAGAAGACGCCAACUCCCAACUCAGAUAUCCUCAGAAAAGGGAGUGAUAAGGCUAAGAGCAGUCAAGUCACAAAGAAGGAUUCAGUGAGCAGCACAGGAAGUAACAUUCAGCUGGACAGUGCCUCCAACAGAUCUUCCAAAGUCAUGGACAUGGUCAAGAACUUCCAGAAUUUAAAGAUAACCUCUUAGGAGUCCCAGUGGAAACUGUUGAUUGAAACUCGUGUACACAAGCUUGACACCUCAAUCAUCAGAAGUUUUAAACAUUUCAUACUUGCUCUCUUGGAAACAAAAACAGUUUUAUUUGCGAGAGAAUGGAUCUUUAUAACAUCAGAAAUGACCUUGGCGGAGCCCAUUGUUUUGGUAGGGAGAGACACUCUUGUUAUAUUAAUAUGCAUUUCUGUGGGGAACACUGGAUUCCUUUAUGAGGGUGAAAGCUUCUAUGUGUGAGAAAGUUGACAUUUUGUUAAGAAUAUUUAUUCCAACCAGGACUUAACAUUUUUGUUUUAAUAAUACAUUCUAAUAAUAUACAUUCCUAUGUGUUUACUCUACUCCGGACAUUUUUUUUUUUUAUUUCAGAUCCUUUAUAUAGUUUAGAAAUAGAUUUUAUAUCGGUCUAAAUCUGUAUAAAUUUUUUAAAUUACAAAUAUAUAUUAUUAACAUAUUCAUUAACAAAUGCCUUUCUUGCUUGGUUGAUGAAUAUUACUUGUAAUUGUUGAUUCUGUACAUGUAUAUGUUAAACAAAAAUUGCUGAUUCGACCAAUGAUUUGCACCUUUAUAGGCCUUUGAAGUUAAAAGCUUUAUGUUUCAAGAAAUAUUGAGAAUCAUAAUCAAUUCUUUAUUUCAAGAAUGGCUAUCAAUUAUAGACGACAAGGAAAUUGUUUGAUACCAAGGCUCUGUUAAGUUUUUAAUUUGUAUCGUGUGCUGAAAGACUUAACUUGAAGGCAUAAACAUUGUGAAACCUUGUGUUACAGCUCUGAAUUGCUUUUUGGUAAAAGUUUUCAUUUUUCUUUCUCCAAGUUUUCAUCACCAAGUGUAAUAUGGGAGAUUUAGUCUUUUUUUUAAUUGCAUCAAGGGGUUUUAAGCGUGUAUGUAUAUAAAGAGGUGGAGAUUUUACGCAUAUAAAAGCAUCAACAAGAACAAAUAGUAAAGCGUCUAGCUAUUUAUUUAUGGUCUUUGAAGGCCUUGUAAAACACCUCAUGAAAUUAUGAUCUUGUGUGAUGUCCUAAUGGUCCAACAGACUAAGGGAUAGCUGAAGAUUUCUGGGUUACAUGAUGUCUUUGUUGUUUCUAAAUUGUUUAUAAAUGUGCUUACAAAUUUCAAGAGUUUAUAAGAGUUGGCAACAGAAGUCACAACUGAUAUUGUGAAUACAUCUUUUAUUGUAAAUAAUAAUAUUUUGUCAAAACUAUGUAUAUUGUCUUAUGAUGUUUCACAUAUAUUCUCAACUUGUCUUUGUUAGUCUUGACAUUUAAAUCAGGACUAGAAGAGUGUACAUAAUGUGUAGAUAUCCAGAAUCUUUUUUUUUUUCUUUUCUUGAAUUACUUUAUGUUGAUUGAACCCUAUUUUAUUUUAUUUUUUUUUAAUCAUUAUAAUUUUCUAGAUAAAAGCUUUACUAAUAGUAAUAAUUUAUCACAUUUUUCAGUCUGAAAUAUUUGUUGUUUUUGGAUGUCACUUUACCAUGUAAUAUUUUGCAAGACUUUUUAAGCAGUAAGAAUUAGACUUCUUCUUCUUCUUCUUCUAGCCAGCUUUAUUGCUGCUGAGCUGUGAGCUCUUUCGCUGACUGUGCCAAGGAAAAAAAGUGUGCUGUUUUCUUCAGUAAGAAUUAGACUUAAAUUAGCUCAAAAUGAAGAUGCCUAGCGAUUGUGCAUAGACACUUUAAAAAAAAAAAAAGGAAACACAGUGUAUUUUGGUUCUGUACUAUUUGUUACAAUUUAAAAAAUGAUUCAAAAGCUUCAACUAUUUGUCAAUUUAUUUUUU